Paramecium tetraurelia is the source of this 5748-nucleotide messenger RNA. RefSeq lists its product as uncharacterized. Gene Ontology annotation, biological process: protein retention in Golgi apparatus; protein targeting to vacuole. Gene Ontology annotation, cellular component: extrinsic component of membrane. The transcript has 2 exons. Lineage: Eukaryota; Ciliophora; Oligohymenophorea; Peniculida; Parameciidae. The record is from RefSeq and is a predicted model, not a curated record.
AUGUGCAUCAAUAAUAUAUAUUUGGAACGGAAAAAAUUAGAGGAAUUUUUGGAUGAGGACAUUUUGGAGGAAAAGGUUAAGGAAGUGAAGGAACUGAUCAAUGAGAUGAAGAUGGAAUUUUAUAAUGAGUAACCAGUGAGUAGAUUUGAUAUAGAUGACAAAUUGAGUGUCAAAGCAAUAUUAGGUGAGGACUCUACAGAUGUCAGUAUUAAUAUUGGUGAAUAGAAAUACUUGAUUAAUGCGUAUUACCUUAAGACAAUCGCUUUGUUUUUUGAAAUACCUAAAUAUGAAGAUGAAAUGAAAAGUUAAUAAUCUCCACCUUCACAAUAAACUAUUCAAGCUUAAUACAAGUAAAAAUAGCCUCUAUUAAAUGUGAACAUUAUUUUACUCAAGACUCUAAUAAUCACUCAUAAUGAAGCAUUAAAAAACUGUUUGGUUUUGCAAUUGGAUUCGUUUAUCAAACUCAUCGUAACUACCAUUUAAAGAAUAAAGAAAUAUAUUCAAAUCAAUAGAAUAUAAAGAAUAGAAAAUUGGAGUUGGAGUCUCACAAUAUCAGUGUUUAAUGCCAACUUUGCAGCUAUCUAAAAGAUAUCAAAAUAGACUAAGAAAAAGAUGAUAUUAUAUCCAAUAAAAAUUGAGUUCAAUAGAAACCAAUUUACUUGUGAGUGUGAUAUAAAUUACUCUAAUUAUAAGUUAGAUGGCCAGCAUGAAUAAAUAUCUAAUAUCAUAACAUAGGAUUAAUUAAGGUUUGAUAAAAUUAGAAUCAAUACUUCACACAAUGAUUAUGCUCUGAUACUACAAACAGUCUAGUAUUAACAAGAAUAGGUUAAGUUGUGCGACUAAUUUUUCAGUGAUGAUCAAGAAUCUUCUGUUAAUGAAACCAUAAUUCGUUAGUUGCCUAUUAAGCCAUCAUUAGUGACUGAAUUGACGAUUCUGAGUAGGAAUGAUACAAAAAGAAAGAGUUUCUUGCCUGGAAAAUCGCAAUUAAGCAGGUUAAAAUCAAGUGUGCUCUAAGGGUCUCAAUAGAAGGAUGAAGUAAUGUAGGUGUUUUAUGCAGGAGUAGAUUAAGACAUGGAGAUGGUUAAAGAGGAGGAGAUUUUGUCUGAAUAGGAGUACCAAUAUGAAACAAUAAAGCCAUAGGUGAAAAUAAAUAGAAUGAAGAUAAAGUUGGAUCUUCUGGAGAUAGUAUUGGUUAAUGAUAUUAACAAAUCAUUCGCUCCAUUAUUACUCUUUAGAUUUAAUGUGAAGAAAUUUAUGUUUGAUCAAAACUACAUCAGCAAAGCAUUGAAAUGUUUAUUCCAAAUUGAAUUGAUGUAUUUCAAUCCUGUUGUGAGUAAGAUGGAACCCAUCAUAGAACCCUAUCUAUCAGAAUUGUUGAUUGUACAACAAAAUCAAUAUAUGCAAACAAUCCAUAUUAAUGGCCUUACACCCAUUUUGGAUAUGAAUCUAUCCACUGAUAUGAUCCUCAAUCUAUACAAGACGUUGACUCAAUGGCAGUAAUUAGACUAGGAUGAUGAAGAGGACACCUUCAGAAGAAAUGAAUCCAAGAAGAUUACGAGAUUGGCUAGUAUGAAGGGUAUCUCUUUCAAAGAAAACCAAGAUAAUGUGACUCUCUUUUCACUUCAUAAUAAGAGUGGGUAUGCUCUGAAGGUUUAGAAGAAUGGAAAUGAUGGUUUAAUAGAAAUAUCAAAUAAUGAUUCUAAAAAUUAUGAGGUACAAUCUCAUGAUGAGGAUUAUGCUAAGACCUUUGAAAGUGACACAAGACUAAUGAUUAAAUUUUUAGAUGCUUCAAUGGCUCAAAAUGCUAUUAGUAAUGUUCCUAUCAAUUAUGCUGGAGUUAAAAAAUUAUAAUGGAAUGACCAAGCAUAAUACUAUGUACUCAGUACUUAAAUUGAGAACUUGUAGAAAACAAUUACCAUUUAUUCUCCGUACAUGUUUGUUAAUCAAACAGAUUGUGAUUUGUCCAUCAAAUUAUCUUGCAUCAAAAUUACAAAGAACUUUAUCCUCAAACCAGGAGAACAAGCGGCCAUGCCUCAAGAAUUGUAUAAGGACGAUAGUUUUAUUGUGAUUCAUUUCUCAGAUUCCAAAUACACCAAAUUAACUCAACCAAACGAACCCAUAUUCAUUAAGAGGAUAUUCCAUGACAUUACCAUUUUAAUACAUCACUACCCAUGUUACACCUUAGCCACUCUCAAUACUACCUUAGUUUAGAAUGUCAAAUAUAUUGAAUUUAAACCAGCCUUUAUUUUAUACAAUUUAUUACCAGUUCCUCUUUAGUUUCUGUUUCACUCAAAUGAGAAUCUGGAAAUUCAAAAAUUCAUCAUCAAUCAUUACAAGAGACCCAACAACGUAAUUCAAUACGAAAAGCAAUAAUCGGCAUUGUCCAGAGGGAAUUCAUUGUCACAUUUGUAGAAUGAUUAACAUGAUAACCUAGUGAGAUCAGUAACAAUUACAGAAUUUAAUUACACAGCAACAAUUAAAGUAGAAUCAGGAUUGAUAGAAGUAGUUCCUUAAGGGCAAUUAUAGUUGCAUUGGUUGAAGAAUGGGGAUCAUUUGGGAAUCAAUUUACAUGUCAGUGGCUUCGAAUUAAGUUAGUAAUAAGAUAUUACAUAAGCCACUGAAUUUGAAUUGAGAGACACUAAUAAUAGUUAAAGUUGCCACAUCAAGGUAGAAAAGGAACAGGCUAAAUAGACCAAAUUGAUUUAUUUUUCAGUCCAAACUUGUAUUAUUAACACAACAAAUCAACGAUUAAAAUAUUACACUUUGAAAGAUGAAAAGCCACUACUAUUAUCAGGAUAAAACAAGGAACCUAAACCAGACAAAGAGAGUUUUGAGAGCAAUUAUGAAAAGAUCUAAAUAACUGACACCAUUAAAUAUUUGAUGAUAGGAGUGGAGGAUUGCAUCUCCAAUGAGGUUAAUGUUGGUAUCUUGGGUUCUUUGGGAUUGCAAUUGAAGUAAAAACAUGGAGGUAUCGUUUCAUUAAACGAGUUCGGUAUUCACAUUUCAUUGGCAAACAACGUAAUUAGAAAGGGUGUCUAUACCAAAGUCAUUGAGAUUAUGCCGAGAUUUGUGGUGUUGAAUAAUACAGGUGUACAAAUCAAUAUUUGUUAAUCGGGAUAUGAGUCAUAACCAAAACGAUUAAAUCCGAACGAGAGAUAUCAUUUGAUUUGGCCUGAUUGCAGAUUAGAGAAAUCAAUCAGAGUCUAGAAGUGCGGUAAAUACAAUUGGAGUGGAGACUUGUUUAUUAAUGAAAUUAGAAGUACAAACUUCUUUUCUUCUGGCACUAAUGAAAAUAGUUAAUAAUUAAGCAACAUUUCCAUAGAACAGCAGAAGAGUCGAAUAUUUGAGAAAUCAGGCAUCUACAAAUAGUUCAAUCUGAAGAAAUACGAUCCUUAAGAGUUUCUCAAUUAUAAAGAAUCAUUGCCAUUGCAAACCUCAAUGCUUUGCUAAUCAAGUUAGGAUUUCUUUAAGGAUUGCUUGUUCUUGACUGCUGAAAUUACGAAGGUCAAGGCCACCAAUUUCAUUUUACUGGAACAACAAAAUGAGGAGAAUCAGCUCUACAAAUUGGUCAACAAGUGUAGGCCAUUCAAAAUACAUUAUGGAUAAGAUAGUUAUAACAGCUUUUAAGAGUGGGUGUUGGAUUGCGAUUAAACAGUGCCUUUUUCUUGGGAACAACCUAGUCAUUCAUUCAAGCUUAAAGUCAAAUUUGUUUACAAUCAGAAAGUUGAACAUAUUGAAAUCAUAGAUUUCUAAUAAUAGGAGAGUCUUUAGGAGAUCAAAUUUUCUAAUUAUUUUGUGUGGAUAAAGUCUGAAUUCUAAGGAUAAACCAGAGUCAUUACAUUUUAAUAAGUCAAUGAAACCAUGCGCAAUAUGACUACUUCUCAUAAACGAGAAAUUGAGGAUAUUCACAAGUUAAUUAAAUUGUACAUCUCUCAAUUAGGUAUUUCCAUAAUAACAAAGCGGUAAAACAUGCUUCUUGAAGCCAACUACAUAUAUAUGAGUGGAAUUGAAUUAGGAAUCAUGCAGACUGAAAAUGAAACUACUGCUCAAUUGAGAGUCAAGUUUUUUCAUAUUGAUAAUAACACUUCUUUGGAUACUACUACUCCCGUCUUGAUGACAUUGAGAAGGUACUAUUAAGUCACACAUGAUCGAAAUUACUACUUUUUAGAAGCCAGUUGUUCCUUUGAACAUUAAGUCAAAGCCAUUUUACUGUACAAUUCCAUCAAAAUCUACAUUUAGCCAUUCCAAUUACAAUUUGACGAAGAAUAUAUUCAAGUAGUUCUUGAAACCAUCAAGUAAGUCAAAUAGUGUCUCUAAAACUAAUUUGAAUUAGAGUAUAAUGGAUCACCUCACUCAAUCAAAUCUUUAUGUUUCUAAACUCCUUAACAAAGACAUUAUUACUUGGAAUCUAUGUUUUAAUAGAACUCAUCCAACCCUUGUAUUGUAUGGAAGUCUCUAGAAAUUAAAAGAUCAAAGAAAUAGGUUUACAUCAAAGAGUUUGUUCUCUCCAAAAUCGAUUUACGAUUCUCGUUUCAUAAAAGAUUCAGAACAAAUAUUUAAUAUGAUGAAAAUGUAUUCAAUCUAUUUUCUACAGCCAUUGGAGCUACAGUCUAAAACUUUAAUGAAGCUGAAAUCAUCCUAGAUUGUUUCAGAUUAAGAUCAGUCUAUGAUUCAAAAGAUAUUGUACUCCAAUCUAUUUAAGAUCAUUAUAAGAGUGAGAUUAUCAGAGCUAUCUUAAAAAUAAUUGGAUCCAUUGAAAUCAUUGGAAAUCCAGUUAAGUUUGUGCAAUAAAUUACAAAUGGAGUUGUUGACUUUGUUGAAAUGCCCAUACAAGGUUUACGACAUGGUCCACUUGAAUUUGGUGUUGGAUUAUGCAAGGGUACAGGAUCUCUAUUAAAAAAUACAGUUGCUGGAGCCUUCUACUCUGUUAACAAAGUCACUGGAUCUAUCAGUGCAAGUGUUUCAUUACUUACUAUGGAUGAUGAUUAUUUGGAAAAACGAAGAAUAUUCAUGUUGAAAAGACCUGAUCAUGUUUUGGAUGGAUUAUCCUAAGCAGGUCAUUGUCUUUAUAAUGGAUUUUCUAAUGGAAUUACUGGUGUUGUCACCCAACCAUAUCAAGAAACUCAAAAAAAUGGAUUAAAAGGAUUCGUUAAGGGCACCCUGAAGGGAUUAUCUGGUUUGGUUGUUAAGCCUAUAGCUGGAGUUCUAGAUGCCAGUGCAAAAGCAGCCGAAGGUGUUGUUUCGACUGCCACUCAUUUCGAUGAUAAACCAAAUGACACCCGAAUCAGAUAUCCAAGGAUUUUCUAUGAGAAAUCUAAAUACUUUUAAAAGUAUAUUGCUUUAGAUGCUCAGGUAGUUAAUUUCCUGGUUGGCUUUAUGAAUGGAAGAUAUAAGGACAUCGAAAUCGUUACCUGCUUUCACUUGAAGGAAACUGAAACCUAACUCAACAACAUGCAGAGACAAAUAUUAUCUGCUACUAAAUCGAUUCAUGAAUGUUUUAAGUAUACUUCUAAAAUACUAAUACUAUCAUAUUAAUAUAUUUUAGUACUUGAGAACAUGACACUUGUGUAAGAGAUCAUAACAAAAGAAAUCGUAGAAAUAUCACAGCCAAUUAAUGGAUUCCUUAGACUCUCAACAGAAUUCAAACAAAAUAUAGAAAUCAACAUACUGUUAGAUGAAAUCGAAUUGAAAAAAGCCACAUCAUUAUUAGAUUACUUACAUUAAUAAGUUAAAAGUCAAUAUGAUUGA